AUGGCAGAAACAAAAAACUGGUAUAACACAAGAGAAGCGAUAGAAAAAACCUCUCCAUCGAGACUUGACGGUAUCAACUUAAAGGAAGAGACGUUCCAACGUUGGUCUUACACUUCAUUCCUACAAGAGCUUGGCCAGAGACUAAACAAUCCUCAAAAAACUAUAGCCACUGCGAUUGUCUUGUGUCAACGAUUCUUCACUCGUCAAUCACUCACAAAGAACGACCCGAAAACAGUCGCCAUCAUCUGUAUGUUUAUAGCCGGAAAAGUCGAAGGGUCUCCAAGGCCGGCCGGUGACGUCGUCUUUGUCUCGUACAGGGUUUUAUUCAAUAAGGAGCCGUUGAGAGACGUGUUCGAGAGAUUGAAGAUGACUGUGUUAACCGGUGAGAAGCUUGUGCUCUCUACUUUAGAAUGUGAUCUUGAAAUCGAACACCCUUAUAAACUAGUGAUGGAUUGGGUUAAGAGAUCGGUUAAGACCGAGGAUGGUAGGCGGUUAUGUCAGGCUGCAUUUAAUUUCGUUAAUGACAGUCUGAGGACGUCGCUUUGCUUGCAGUUUGGGCCUAGUCAGAUCGCAUCGGCUGCUAUAUAUAUCGGUUUGAGCAUGUGUAAGAUGACGUUACCGUGUGAUGGAGAUAAAGCGUGGUGGCGAGAGUUUGAUGUCACGAAACGUCAAUUGUGGGAGAUUUGUGACCAGAUGCUUGAUCUUUAUGUUCAGGACUUCGUUGUUCCGAGACAUGGCUUGUGA
Messenger RNA from Arabidopsis thaliana (thale cress), 744 nucleotides. RefSeq names its product cyclin T1;1 (gene CYCT1;1). The record is from RefSeq and is marked reviewed. The transcript has a single exon. The coding region runs from base 1 to 744 and encodes 247 amino acids. Gene Ontology annotation, biological process: regulation of transcription by RNA polymerase II. NCBI's taxonomy places the organism in Eukaryota, Viridiplantae, Streptophyta, Magnoliopsida, Brassicales, Brassicaceae. Gene Ontology annotation, molecular function: cyclin-dependent protein serine/threonine kinase regulator activity.